AUGCUGCCUUCGCAAGAUGCUUCCAAGAUUUACCAUGACAACUACAUGCGGAACUCGCGGGCCAUUGGGGUUCUGUGGGCUAUAUUCACCAUAUGUUUGGCCAUUAUUAACGUAGUGGUGUUUAUUCUGCCCUACUGGAUUGGGGACAGCGUGAACACCCCACACGCAGGCUAUUUCGGCUUGUUCCACUACUGCGUGGGCACUGGAAACUCCAACCGGGAGCUCACUUGCCAAGGAACCUUCGCCGAAUUCAGCGGCAUCCCCUCGAGCGCGUUCAAAGCUGCCUCCUUCUUCGUGUUGCUGUCCAUGGUGCUAAUAUUGGGUUGUAUUGCCUGCUUCACCCUUUUCUUAUUCUGCAACACUGCCACUGUCUACAAGACGUGCGCCUGGAUGCAGCUGCUAUGCGGUAAGAGAUUGGCGUUUGGGUAG
Molecule: messenger RNA, 429 nt
Organism: Oncorhynchus tshawytscha (Chinook salmon)
Lineage: Eukaryota; Metazoa; Chordata; Actinopteri; Salmoniformes; Salmonidae
Product: LHFPL tetraspan subfamily member 4 protein-like
Exons: 1
Coding region: 1-429 (142 amino acids)
Biological process (GO): gamma-aminobutyric acid receptor clustering; sensory perception of sound
Cellular component (GO): inhibitory synapse; plasma membrane; postsynaptic membrane
Molecular function (GO): GABA receptor binding
Source: RefSeq, a predicted model, not a curated record